GUUAGCUAGUCGCGUUUGUCCCCCCUUCCCAUUCGUGAUUUUGCAGGAUACAUUCCUGUAAAAGUUCACAGCCAUGAAGAAGUUUUUUGACGACAUUAAGAAAGACAUGAAAUUCAAAUCCGCGGGACCUGGGAAGAAACUUACGGACGAAACCAGCUCCACGCCUCAAGUUGGUCCGGCCGUCAGUGACAAGCCUCGCCAUGCACCCACAGAAGGCGUCCAGAGGGCAGGAGCUGCAGCACUCGCCAGGAUUGAACAGAAGCAACGCCCGAAGGUCCAAACUUCACAGGACGCCAUCAGGAACAAGGUGAAAAGAGAGCUUGAAGCAGAGGCUGCUGCAUUGGCUGAAAAGGAAAAGGCCACUGUGGCAGAGGGAUUCCAAGUACCAGUGAAGGACCCAACCUGUCUCUCAGUGUCAGGUGUUUAUUUCACCUGUCCACUAACUGGAGCUACAUUAACAAAGAGUGAGAGGGAAGCACACAUCAAAGAGGCAAUUUUCAUGCGGUUUGAGGAGGAUGCAGUGGAGGCCUCUGUUAUGAUGAUGCACACCUUCAAUAAGGACCGAGAGAAGGUCAAAGCUGCUGUGGACAUCAUAAGCAAGUAUGUCGAAAAUAUAUGCAAGAAUCCCACAGAGGAGAAAUACAGGAAGAUUAAACUGAGUAACAAGGUGUUCCAGGAGAAAAUGCGAUGUGUGGAGGGGAGCAGAGAGUUCUUGCAGGCCUUGGGAUUUGUGAGCAUCGUGUUUCCUGUUGAGGGACAAGAGACGGAAGAGGAGUUCCUGUUGUUGCCCGAGCAGAAUGAAGACGCCUUGGAGCUGAUGAAGGAGCGGAGGGAUCGUCUCCAGAGAGGAGAGCCUGUCAGAGCUCAGCUGGACAGACAGCCCCAGGCCUUCAGACCCUCUCCCAACGCCAUACGCUUUGAGCUUCCGCCUGAGUUCUACAACCUGACUGCAGAGGAACUCAAGAAGCAGCAGCAGCAAAGGAGUGAGAUAGUGGAGAAAAACGCCAUGCUGCGUACUAAGGCCAUGAGGGAGAAGGAAGAGCAGAGAGAGAGGAGGAAAUACAACUACACUUUACUAAGAAUCCGGCUGCCUGAUGAAAACCUGCUGCAAGGAACUUUUUAUGCAUGGGACCGGCUACCUGUGCUGUUCCAGUUUGUACGGGAAUCCCUGGAGGAUGGGUGGCAGCCCUUUGAGCUCAUUGCUCCUGGCGGACAAAAACUUCAAGACUCAGAAGAAGUAGCGCUUGCAGAAUGUAACUUGGUCCCUGCAGCUCUGCUCACAUUUUCCUGGGAUGCGGCAGUGCAGGCAGACAUUGCAGCCGCUGGUGGCAAAAGCCCUACCCUCCUUAAGCCAGAGCUGCUGGAGACCAUUCGGACCCUUAGCUGAGUAGAACCACUUUCCCCAGGUGUCCCUCUGCUACCCUCCUGCUAGCACCGUCGGGGUCGAGGUGCCCUUUGCCACGGGUGAGGGAUCUCAUCCCCCCCCCCCCCCAAAAAAGACGUUUCUUGGAGUCGUUAGCUGUGAUAUUUCAAAACAGACAGGGGCAAGUUCACCAGCACAGCCCCUACUCCUUUCCAAGUCAGGUUAAGUCGAUUUUAUUUGUAUAUCACAAAUUACAAAUUUGCCUCAGUGGUAAUCUCAUUUUAACUUAUCCUCUGUCUCCACAGUGGAAAUGCACACUAGUCAAAGGAAGCACUUUUUGCAAAGGUUGAUUAAUUAAACACUACGUUUUUGUUUUUAUAACUGCAUCCAAAAUGUACUUGCUGUAUAAUAAACUGACUGGAUAGAGGCACUCCAAUCUUCCCUAGCCUGCAGGUGAUCAGUCAGUCAUUUGUAGUGAAGAUUUUUUUUUUUUAACUGUCAUUGCUUUUGCCAUUUUUGCAGCUAAAUAAUACAUCUUGCUCACACAACUGUCGGGUUAAAAAAGUGUCAUGCACUUAUUGAUUUACAGUUAGUGAGAAGUAGGAUUAUUGAGUGUUGGAGGCAAAUAAGGUAAGCAGAUUGACUUGUCGUGUCAUCUUGGCAGAGCAAACUUUGUUGGGACUUUUAAGUUCAAUUUAGGCACCUAGUCUCGUAUUUUGAAGAUCGUGCCUAUAGUUUGAAUAUACUGAGGGGUUUGAGGUUUGAAUGGGCAUUCCCUGGGGGAAAAGCCAGCAUCUCAUCAUGUCUGUUCUGAUUUGGCGUGAUGAAAGUCUUGACUGUAAACAAGAGCUCCUAUCUGCCAGGAAAUCCUCUGCUUGGCAGUGGACUUGUACCCUCUGGGAUUGUGCAAAACCUCUGCAGUUUCUGAGUUUGCAUGAUUACAAUCUGCAUGUCAGUCGUUGAUAUGAACAAAAACAAAAGAAUAAUAACUACCCAUCAGUCUGUCAAACAAUUGUUGCCUGCUGUUUGGCAUUAAGGUGGGACCAUUUCAACACAACUUAAUUAAAAGAAUUAUUGAGAAUUGGGAAUAUUCAAUUGCAAAUUAAUGACUAGAGCAAUUGUGCUGGGUGUAAGUUUUUCCAUUGUAUAUAUUUUAGGCAAGUCCAGACAAGGUAACAAUGAAGCUAUUUUAUUUAAAAAUGAAAUGUUUUUAUUGUAUUUUUCCAGUUUUAAGAAGUAUUUUCGAGGAGCGAACAUCUAAAAUAUAUUCAACACGAGAGGUUUGGAGCCCUCGAAUGGAAUGGGAAAUAGAAGCAGUAGCAGAAAGUUUGACGAUCUACAGUAUUACAUUGACCAUACUAUUAAAAAAAAACAUUAUUUAACUAUGGAGGCUUUCUGCAGAAGCUUUAUGUAACCUCUUUAGCUUUUGUGUGCAAGCAGACAUGCAAAUAACUCAUUUCUUAAUGUUUUUUGGCAGAACCGGCAGCAUGGUAACUUUUUUUUGAGUCUUAGUUAUGCUUCAUGUCUCGUAGUUGUAAGUACCAAACACGCUACUUUGUGAAAUCAAAAGUUUAUAUUUCACUAUGAGGGUGAAUUAAUGAACCAGACAAGCUUAUUGGAUCCAAUUAAAUCAGUGGAAUAAACCGGUCAAAAUUGGGACACAAUUUUAAGCGUUUUGUCAGCAUCCUUAAACCUUUUCCUCUGAAGAGUAGUGGUUCGCAAAGUUGCAUUUCUUUUCAAACUACAUAGGGUAGGUGUGUCACCGUGUCAUUCAGAAAUCAAACGUUAGUGAAUACAUGCCAGGUGUAUUAGCACUUCUCAGUGGAGAGGGCAAAGCAUUAAUCAAAUGUUAGAGGUGGGACUAAGAGCUAAGAUUCUGUUCAUCUCGUUUGUUGGCGGCAAGUGUGACAACAACCUACCUCAGUGCAAUUAACAUGCAUCCCAAGUGUUUGAUGCACUAAACCCAAUGGCCCUAAUGUCCCCGGAGUCAAGCAAAAUCGCACCCAUUAUGUUUGGAAAGUAACAAUGGAAGUUAAAUGUCUGUCAUACAGUCUAUGGUACAACUUGAGGGGAUACUAAGCCUGGCCAAGCCGGCUGCAACCAUCAGCAACGUGACUCCUCAGCCAUGACACCAACUACUCUGCAUUCAUCGAUGUUCUUUAGCUUGCCUAGCGGUUGCCUGUAGGAUUACUGUAAGAUGGUUUAUUGGCAACAUGUUCUUCAGAAUGAGUAGUGAAGAACUGUGGAUCGCCAUAUGUUGAAGUCUCAAUUGUGUUGUAAUGCUUUUUGACCUGCCUGUAAUUAAAGAUUCUAUUGCAUAUUAAAAAAAUUAA
Messenger RNA from Lampris incognitus (smalleye Pacific opah), 3696 nucleotides. RefSeq names its product UBX domain protein 6 (gene ubxn6). NCBI's taxonomy places the organism in Eukaryota, Metazoa, Chordata, Actinopteri, Lampriformes, Lampridae. The coding region runs from base 74 to 1387 and encodes 437 amino acids. Gene Ontology annotation, cellular component: cytoplasm. Gene Ontology annotation, molecular function: protein binding. The transcript is spliced from 11 exons. The record is from RefSeq and is a predicted model, not a curated record.